AAUGCUGAGAGGAAUAGAAUCACACCUUUUUGAGGGAGGAGACACAGGGAAAGCUCCGAAGUACUCCAUUACAGAUUAUAUGAAUGAUAAUUUCAAGACUUGUGGAGAGAUCUUUGCUGUGAGUGUAGCACAAGGGGGCCCACCACCCAAUUUUUUUAAUAAAUGGUGCUAUGACUACAUCUGUUCAGGCACUAUUAAUAAGGAAGAGAUGUCCAGAGACAAUGUUACAGAUCCUGAGCUCAUAGAGCUUAUUGAACAGAUUGAUGCUGCAGAUACAAACUCUAUAACCAACCUAUCCGAAAGAAUUUUGGCAAGCGGAUAUUCAGGACCUAUUAUCCAUGAGCGGAAGGCAGCGAUUAUUGAUGCCAUAGUCCUGCACUCCGCGGUACGGAUAAUUCCAGUGUUGCAGCAGAUCUGUGACGGAUUGAAACUGUAUGGCUUCCACAAAUUACUGACUCAUCAUAGUGAUACUUGCCUGCAGCUGUUUGUACCUGGACACCUGAAAAAGGUGAAUGCAGAAUUCCUUGAGCUUGCCUUGGCUCCUGUCUUCAGUGUGGAAGGCUCACUCAGGCGCCAUACAGAGUGUCGCAUUAUAAACUUCUUACAGGAUUUUAUUCAGAAGUUAGAGGAUGAAGAAGAACUUGCCACUCCAGAGGAGAAGGGCACGAGCAAAACAAGUAACUGCAUCACUGUAGGCAGCUUCCUCCAGUGGCUCACGGGACAAGCACAUAUUCCACUGAUUGCAUCACAAAGGGAAGGCUUUAAAAUUCACAUUGACUUUGACCAUGAUUGUAAUGUACGUUAUGGUAAUCACAACAUAUGCUAUCCCGUUGUCAAUGCUUGUGCGACCUCCAUAACUUUUCCAACAAAACACAUUGGCACAUAUCAGGAGUUCCAAGACAUAAUUUCAGAAGCAAUAAAUGGUAGCCAAGAGUUUGGCCGGCACUAGAUUCUUACAACACUAGUGUGUUAUUCCCAUGAUAUAUUGUUGGGAGUUUUUCGAGUAAUAAAUGCUGUAAUACGUUUUAAUGUUAUGACAGCAGUAAUUGAGUUCUAACUGAAUUGGUUUAACAUCAUUCACAAGCUAAACCAGGGGUCACCA
This is a messenger RNA of Paramisgurnus dabryanus, 1102 nucleotides long. Lineage: Eukaryota; Metazoa; Chordata; Actinopteri; Cypriniformes; Cobitidae. The record is from RefSeq and is a predicted model, not a curated record.